This is a messenger RNA of Prosopis cineraria, 1388 nucleotides long. RefSeq names its product transcription factor WRKY45-2-like. Gene Ontology annotation, molecular function: DNA-binding transcription factor activity; sequence-specific DNA binding. NCBI's taxonomy places the organism in Eukaryota, Viridiplantae, Streptophyta, Magnoliopsida, Fabales, Fabaceae. The record is from RefSeq and is a predicted model, not a curated record. The coding region runs from base 194 to 748 and encodes 184 amino acids. The transcript is spliced from 9 exons. Gene Ontology annotation, biological process: regulation of DNA-templated transcription.
UAUAGGAGUUUAUGAUUGCCCAAAACUUCAGACUCUUUCAAAAAUGGAAUUGUCAAGUCAAAAUUUGAAAGUCAUCAAAGGAGAAACCAUGUGAUGGGAGGCAUUAACAUGGAGUGAAGCAGAAUGGGGAAUAAUUGGCCGGCCAUCUAUUUUUUAUUGCAUCUUUUCUCCAAUAGAUAAACAGGCUGACAUUAUGAGUCAACUGGAGUUGGAUGAUGAUAUUGAUGACAGUCCAGCGGACCAGCCAUUGCAGUCUUCCAUUGGCAAGAUCCCUGAGGACACGAGUCGUCGUAUCACAACGACAGGCGGGGUAGUGUGUGAGCCAUUACAGCCUUCUAGUGUCAAGGUCUCCAAGUACGGGAAGAGAAAGACCAAGGAAAAAACGACAAUAAUAUCCGAGUCUCUUGACGAUUUAUACUUUUGGAAAAAAUAUGGUCAGAAAUUAGUUCGUAAUUCCAAAUUUCCAAGAAAGUAUUUCAGGUGCACUCAUAGAUGUGAUGAGGGUUGUCAAGCUACCAAACAAGUACAGAGAAUUGACGAGAAGCCUCACCUUUACAGUAUCACUUAUUCUGGGAAACACACUUGCACACAAGCCUCCGGUGUAAACAAUUCCUCCAUGAAUAAUCAGGUUGACGUGAUCGCUCAACUUGGGGUAGAUGAUAUUGACGACAGUCCCGACGGGGGAAUAGUGGAUGAGCCAUUACGACCAUCCAAUGACGAGGUCUUCAAGGACAAAAUGCAUUAUUAGAAGAGAGAAGUCACUUCUAGAUGGACAAAGCAAUCCAAGUCUCUUGACGAUGGAUACGGUUGGAGGAAAUAUGGCCAGAAAGACAUUCUUGGAGGCAAAUUUCCAAGAGGAUACUACAAAUGCACUCACAAGGGUUGCCUAGCUUCCAAACAGGUGCAGAGAGAUGACGAGGAGCCUUUCCUUUACAAUAUCACCUAUUGUGGCCGUCACACUUGCAGACAAACCUCCAGUGCAACAAAUUCCUCCAUGAAUAAUCAGGCCGACUUACUGAUACAACAUGGGGUAGAUGAUGACGAUGACGACGACGACUUUGAUCCGGAAUCUUUUGCGAGGAGUUUGAUAACUUUCAGAAUCAGAACAGUGGAGGAUAACGAAAAUGUGGCGGCUGCUGACCCCGAGAAUUUGCGGCAACAAAUAAAGUGAAAAGCACAUUAAAAAAUGAGAAAGAAAAACUCAGCCAUGUCUCAAUUAGGGUUUGGCACCCUUUUAUUAACUUUGGCGAAGUAAAUUGAUAAGAAGGCAAAAGGCAGGUCUCGAGUAGAUUGUGAUGCUGAUAAUCUUCAGCUUCAACAGUUGGAAGAAAAGGAUGUAGUAUCAUCAGUAGCAACUGUUCUCUCUGAUCUUUAUGGUUCUGGGGAAU